AUGAAUAUUAGUCCACAAAUAUGGUUAUCAAUUUCAUCGAAACCAUAUCGUCGUCUUGUAUUGAAUUGGCAUCAUAUUGAUCGUCGUGAUCUUUAUAGUUCAUGGAUUGCUUUAUAUGAUGUUGAACCAACUACAACAUUACCCGGUACACAUAAUGCAGCUAGUUAUGAAAUAUCUGGUAAAAUGAAUUUUCCACGUUUAGAUAAAUAUAUCUAUUGUCAAGAUGAAUCCGUAUGGAAUCAAUUAAUCUAUGGUAUACGAUUUCUUGACCUAAGAUUAGCAUAUGAUAAUGAACAGAAAAAUGAACGUGAUCGUGUUUGGAUUGCACAUGGUAUGGUCAAAGUGGAUAUAUUACUUGUUGAUGUUUUGGAACAAGUUCUUGCUUUUCUAUUAUCAACACAUCAAGAGAUUAUUAUACUGGAUUUUCAUCGAUUUGAAGAUGGCCUUCAAGAAUCAUUACCAGAUAUUGAUGAACGUCAUUCAAUUAUUGAACGUUUAAUUAAUGAUUAUCUGGGUUCAUUUCUUAUACCGGUAGAUAUUGGUUGGAAUCGACCAUUACGUGAAUUAAUUGCCAUGAAUAAACGUGUUUACAUUGGUUAUGCACGUGAUCAUCGUAAUCGGCAAUUUUUUCAUACAAAUGCUUUACAUGUUUGGGCUGGUAGCGAUGAUCCUGGCAUUUUAUUUCGUCAUCUAAAUGAUCGUUCAUGUCGUUCACCAUCCACUCCGUAUCCAGUAUCAUUGAUGGGUGCAUUGACACCAAAAUUUUUUGGUCUUUUACGUGACAAAUAUGAUGGUCUUCGAUCAUUAGCCGAACAGAUCAAUCAUGAUUUAAGUGUCAAUGUUUUUGAUGAAUGGUGGCAAUGUAUGAAUGUUUUAUGUACAGAUUAUUUUCUUGGCAAUAAUAUUAUUGAAUAUACGAUUGAAGCAAAUUUAUGGCGUGAAAAAAAUCGUCAAAAACAUUUACAACAACAACAACAACAACAACAACAAACAACAUCACUACCAGCAGUACCAUAUUAUCAAAAAGAUGUUAAUAACAACAACAUUAUGUUGAAUCUAUCAAAAUUAUAA
Messenger RNA from Dermatophagoides farinae (American house dust mite), 1071 nucleotides. NCBI's taxonomy places the organism in Eukaryota, Metazoa, Arthropoda, Arachnida, Sarcoptiformes, Pyroglyphidae. The record is from RefSeq and is a predicted model, not a curated record.